GAAAAAGGGGAAAAGGGGCUGGUGCGCAAAACCCUAGCACAGUCGCAUCCAUCAUGGCGAUGUCCAUCUUCGGCGGCUGCGUCGGCGGCGACUCCGGUGCGCUCAUCGCGCCGUCCGCGUCCUCGCUCCGCCCGCCGUUCCGUCUUGUCGCUGGUCCCAAGGGCCAUUUUUGUACUUUUCCUCAUGGAGCAUCUAGCAAUCACAGCCGGCUAUGUGUUCAACAUCAAAGGUGUUCUCGCAGCUCCACCCAGAACUAUGCUCUUUCUAGGAAGGAUUUUUCUCCUAUAACUCAAGAUGUGGAAGGCUUCCUUCACAAUGUUGUUAACAUGGGUUUUCUUGACCGUCUGAAAUUAGCGUGGAAGAUAAUGUUUUCUGCACCAACCACAAAGGAUACCUCCAAUGCAAACAUCGCAAAACAGAGGCUUAAGAUGAUCCUGUUCUCCGACAGGUGUGAAGUCAGUGAUGAGGCAAAGAAAAAGAUCGUGGAGAACAUCAUUGAGGCACUGUCUGAGUUUGUUGAGAUAGAAUCAAGGGAUAACGUCCAAGUGGAUAUCUCAACUGAUGCUGGCCUUGGCACCGUGUACUCUGUGUCAGUUCCUGUGCGCCGUGUGAAGCCAGAGUACCAGGAAUCUGAAGAGCAGUACAGAGGGAAAAUUGUUGGUGUCGACUUCAAGGACACUGGAGAAUCCUCAGGGAGCGUUGACGUCACCUUUGACUUCUUUGUACCCAAUGAGAACUAAUUCCCUGGACUUCUAUCAGAGUGUGGUCUGCAAUGUUUCAUCUGUUCGUUGAAUUUGUGAGCCCUCUGGGUAGAAAGUUAGAAUGCUUUGUUCUCUACAGUGAUGUAAAUAUCUAGGGUCCCUGUUUGCUCCAUGUUUCCUGUAAUUUGGUUCUGGAAUUUUGUCAGAGACCUGCGUUGGUAGGUUCUUGGUAAAACCAUAACUAUGUUCUCAUUGUUGAGAAAAUAACGUCCAGUUGCUGUCUUC
Molecule: messenger RNA, 986 nt
Organism: Zea mays
Lineage: Eukaryota; Viridiplantae; Streptophyta; Magnoliopsida; Poales; Poaceae
Product: chitin synthase homolog 1
Exons: 2
Coding region: 54-740 (228 amino acids)
Biological process (GO): cell division; chloroplast fission; regulation of division septum assembly
Source: RefSeq, marked provisional